AGAUCAGCAUUCUGCAAUGCAAUCGAGAGAUGUGGAGUGCAAGAAGAAUUAUUCUAAAUAAAAACUCCAGAAAUGCAAACUUUUGAAUACUUGCCGAAAGCGCGGGAGAUCCAAGUAAAUACCUCAAAGUGCAGGGUGUCCAAGAAAACUUACCCUCGAGCUACGUCGUCGUUUCAAGAAGCACAGAAAACGCCUUGGUUCAGAGCGAGCCAGCGCGAACCCUAACUUAAAAAAGUCCCUCACGGCUCACUCUGUGUCUGUCCAUUUUCGCGUCUUCCUCCGGCCCCAAGCCUUUGGUCUUCCUUGCAUUUUCGCGUCUUCCUCCGGCCCCAAGCCUUUGGUCUUCCUUGCCUGCCAGUGCCCACAAUGAAGCUCGUCAGAUUUUUGAUGAAGCUGAACAACGAGACUGUUUCAAUUGAGCUGAAAAAUGGCACCGUUGUUCAUGGAACUAUAACAGGCGUGGAUAUCAGUAUGAAUACACACCUGAAGACGGUGAAACUUACAUUGAAGGGAAAAAAUCCAGUGACUCUGGAUCAUCUAAGCGUAAGGGGUAACAAUAUCCGAUAUUAUAUUCUUCCUGACAGCUUGAAUCUUGAGACUUUGCUGGUUGAAGAGGCUCCUAGGGUCAAGCCCAAGAAGCCAACUGCUGGGAAACCUUUGGGACGGGGACGCGGCCGUGGACGCGGACGUGGGCGCGGACGUGGUCGCUAAGUCAUGCUGCACUGAAUUUAAUUUUUGUGGCGCCUGUUUAUGUAAACACCUUUGUUGCGCGGAGCUUGUAUUUUGAGUUUGUCUGUGUGGUAUGUUCUUAAAUAGGGCUAUUAGAGAAGUUGAAAUUGAUCAUCUCAGGAAAAUUUUCGUUUACGGUGCUCUGGCCAACCAGUAGUAGGCGGUAGUAUAAUCUACAAUCUCGUAAUCUCUUUUCUAUUUAAUGGGAGAAUCAGAUGAGCCUGAUUUGUUAUGGUCCUCUUAGGUAGUUUACUGUCUAGGAUUAUCAUAGAUUUCUGCUGCGCAUUUCUAUACUAUACUAUUAUUUCUUUUAA
This is a messenger RNA of Juglans regia (Persian walnut), 1043 nucleotides long. RefSeq names its product small nuclear ribonucleoprotein SmD1a. Bases 367 to 711 code for a protein of 114 amino acids. NCBI's taxonomy places the organism in Eukaryota, Viridiplantae, Streptophyta, Magnoliopsida, Fagales, Juglandaceae. Gene Ontology annotation, cellular component: U2 snRNP; catalytic step 2 spliceosome; commitment complex. Gene Ontology annotation, biological process: RNA processing; spliceosomal snRNP assembly. The record is from RefSeq and is a predicted model, not a curated record. Gene Ontology annotation, molecular function: RNA binding. The transcript is spliced from 4 exons.